Messenger RNA from Arachis stenosperma, 864 nucleotides. Its product is annotated as ethylene-responsive transcription factor 1-like. The coding region runs from base 27 to 701 and encodes 224 amino acids. The record is from RefSeq and is a predicted model, not a curated record. Gene Ontology annotation, molecular function: DNA binding; DNA-binding transcription factor activity. Gene Ontology annotation, biological process: ethylene-activated signaling pathway; regulation of DNA-templated transcription. The transcript has a single exon. Lineage: Eukaryota; Viridiplantae; Streptophyta; Magnoliopsida; Fabales; Fabaceae.
AAAAAAUUGUAGCAUUACAAAAAAACAUGGCUUCCAUCACCAUUAUGGAUUCAUCAGAAUCUGCAUACUUAGAAUACAUUCAACAAUACCUUCUUGAGAAUGAUUCAAUCAUUUUUACUAAUGAUUCUAAAUUAUGUCAAGCUGGUUCAAACCCUAAUUGCGAUAGCAUUUUUGAAACAACUUCUCAUAGUGAGAGUCCUACCGGUGCCUCGGCAGGACGUGAAGUGCACGCGCCUCCAACAUGGAAGCGUUAUAGGGGUGUGAGGCGUAGGCCGUGGGGGAAGUUUGCCGCUGAGAUUAGGGAUCCAAAAAAGAAUGGGGCUAGGGUUUGGCUUGGAACUUAUGAGACUGAAGAAAAAGCGGCUAUAGCAUAUGAUAAAGCAGCUUUCAAAAUGCGCGGUCGAAAGGCCAAGUUGAAUUUUCCUCAUCUCAUUGGCUCAGACGAGAAAUCUGUCUUAUCGUCUGAGCCAAUAAGAGGAUCCGCUGUAAAACGGAUCUCUCCAGAACCUUCUUUGCCAUCCUCACCUUCAUCGGAGGAUGAUUCGAACUCGCCGGGGUCAAAGAGGAGAAGGAACCUAGCGGAUUUACUAAACAAGAUAGCCAAGAAUAGAAACCAAGCUAAUAAGGUGGUUAAAAUGGAUCCAGAGGCAAAUGUUGCUGAUUAUUGGUUGAAUGAUGAAUUCAAUAUGAUUCUAGUUUAAAUUGAAACUUCAUAGUGCUUUUUGCUUUUGAUUCUUUUUUCUUUUUUAGUUUUUUGCUGUUCGUGUUGAUGAUCAAGGUUUUUUGCAUACCACUGAUGAUGAAAUUCAAGUGGUUAUGUUUGUCAAUAGAUUUUGGAUCAAUAAAACACAGCAUGGUAUGUUG